ACAUUUCUAUAGAAAACGUUUAUUCAUUCGCGUUCAAACUACAUUUAAAGUUGAGAUCUGGUGCGCAAUAGUUUUGUACUUGAAACUGUAAAGCAAAAUUAUUUAUUAAAUAUUGUUUAUUCUUCCUUAUAUAACAAAUUAAAAAAAAAGAAAUCAGUCCGAACGCCAAUUAAAAGCUUAAAUAAAAUGAUAACGAAAUUUUCUAUAAAUGGCAAACCCUAUUCCGUAAAUUUGGAAAGUUUACCAGCUGACAUAACUUUGAAUACAUUUAUUCGGGAUUAUGCUGGUUUACCUGGUACCAAAUUCAUGUGCCAAGAAGGCGGAUGUGGUGUUUGCAUUUGCGUUGCUACUGGAAAACAUUCGGUUACUGGGGAGAUCAAAACAUGGGCUUUAAACUCUUGUCUCACGCUAUUAAAUACUUGUCUGGAUUUAGAAAUUACGACAUGUGAGGGUAUCGGUAAUAAACGCGAUGGCUUCCAUCCCAUUCAAAAAAGACUUGCUAAAAUGAAUGGCACUCAAUGUGGUUACUGCUCACCGGGAUUCGUUAUGAAUAUGUAUGGACUGUUAAGAAGCAAAAAUUGUAAAGUAACCAUGGAAGAGGUAGAAAACUCAUUUGGGGGCAAUAUAUGCCGUUGUACAGGUUAUCGACCAAUUCUAGAUGCAAUGAAAUCAUUGGCUGUAGAUAGUAACAUUAAAAUUCCCGAAGAAUGUCAAGAUAUUGAAGACCUGUCUAAUAAAACUUGUCCCAAGACUGGACAAAGUUGUAGCGGCAACUGCAAAGAUAAAAGAAAGCAAUAUAUUUCCUUGUCCUAUGACAGCGGUGAACAAUGGUUCUGGCCCAACUCAUUGGAUGAAAUAUUUAAAAUAUUCUCUGAACUAAAGGGGAAGGAAUACUCUCUAGUAUCUGGAAAUACGGCUCAUGGUGUUUUCCGACGCUCUAGUUCUAUUCGAACAUUUAUCGACAUUAAUUCCAUACCUGAAUUACAUGAUUACAAAUUAACAACAAAUUCUUUGAGAUUAGGUGGUAACUUAAGUCUUACUGAAACGAUGGAAAUAUUUGAGAAAGCAGCAAUGUCAAAAGGAUUUGAGUACUGCAAGAAACUUUGGAAACAUUUUGAUUUAGUUGCUAAUGUGCCAGUAAGAAAUAUGGGUACUUUAGCGGGUAACUUAUCUAUGAAACACCAGCACCCCGAAUUCCCUUCUGAUGUAUACUUAGUGUUUGAAGCACUCGACGUACAUGUAGUUGUACAGGAGUCAUUUAAUGAAGAAUGCGUUCUUUCACUCUCAGAAUAUCUAAAAACUCCAAUGACCAAUAAGAUAAUUAAAUGUUUUGAUUUGAAACCUUAUAGUAGUGAGGAGUACAUUUUCGAUUCGUACAAGAUAAUGCCAAGAGCCCAAAACGCACAUGCCUAUGUAAAUGCAGCUAUACUAAUCCAGGCACGUAAACCUAAUUAUAUAGUUAAGUCUACACGUAUAUGUUAUGGUGGUAUCAAUCCAGGUUUUGCAAGAGCUCUUCAGUUGGAGACAUAUUUAUUAAAUAAGCCCCUAUUUGAAUUGUCUACUAUUAAAGAAGCUCUAACAUUAUUGCAAACUGAAUUAAAAGCUGAUAUAGUUUUGCCAGAACCUUCUCCAGAGUACAGAGUUAAAUUAGCUCAGGGUUUAUUCUAUAAAUUUUUAUUGGCUUAUGCUCCUUCCAAUAAACUUGAUUCAAAAUACAUAUCUGGCGGUAAUAUUCUCAACAGACCUGUUUCUAGCGGCAGGCAAAUAUUUGAAAAAAAUGAACAUGAUUAUCCUGUAAAAAAACCUACGGAGAAACAUGAAGGUCUCUUGCAGUGCUCUGGCGAAGCAAUAUUUACCAACGAUUUACCUCCUCAGUCACAGCAACUUUGGGCUGCCUUUUUUUCGGCUAAGAAGGUUGGUGCUACAGUGAUUGACAUUGAUUCAACUGAGGCAAUGAAAUUACCUGGUGUAGUGGCUGUAUUUACAGCUAAAGAUGUACCUGGAAAAAAUCUUAUUUCCGUACCAGACAACUUUUUCUUUGUCGAAGAGGAGGAACUUUUCUUAACUGGAGAAGUCAAAUUUUAUAACCAACCGGUUGGUAUUGUAGUGGCCGAAUCAAAUACUUUGGCAUAUAAAGCAGCUGAAUUGAUCAAAAUUAAGUAUGAGGGCAGCACCAAAGAAGUAUUUUCCACCCUUAGGGAAGUUUUAAAUGGUGGGCCAUCAAACAGGAUACAACAUUCUAUUAAAUCUGAUGCUACAGAAGAUGCAAUGAAAACGGACAAUUAUGAUUUAGAGAUGAAAGGUGAACUGGAAAUGGGGUUACAAUAUCAUUUCUUCAUGGAACCUCAUAGCACUGUAGCCAUACCUUCUGAAGGUGGCAUUCAAUUGUAUGUUGCUACGCAGUGGAUGGACUUGGUUCAAAUUGUGGUUUCAAAUCUACUGAACCUGAAAAAUAAUGAAGUUCAAGUUAUAACCCGUCGCCUUGGUGGUGGUUAUGGUGGUAAGGCCACGCGUUGUAAUCCUGUCGCUUGUAGCGCUGCUUUGGCAGCCUACAAACUGAACAGACCAGUCCGUUUUGUUCAAUCUAUUGAGUCAAUGAUGGAUACUUUAGGCAAAAGGUGGCCAUGCAAUGUGGACUACAAUUUUUAUGUGAAAGAGUCGGGUAAAUUCGUCAAACUAAUUUCUAAAUUUUAUGAAGACGCUGGAUAUUCUCCUAAUGAAUCUCCAAUGGGUCAUACCUUGCUGGUAUCAAAAAACUGUUAUGACUUCACUUCAGACAACUUUAUCUUGGAUGGCUAUAUGGUGUUGACCGAUUCUCCAAAUAAUACAGCAUGCAGAGCCCCGGGUUCUGUAGAAGGCAUAGCUAUGAUAGAAAAUAUCAUAGAACAUGCAGCCUUUGAAUUGGGUCUGGAUCCCUUAGAGAUUCGACUGACUAAUUUAAUUCCUGGGCACAAAAUGGCGUCCAUGAUACCACGAUUUAUCGACUCAACUCAAUAUAAAAUAAGAAGACAAGAAAUCAUUGAGUUCAAUAAGCAAAACCGAUGGAUUAAACGAGGUAUUGGUUUGGCUACUAUGGAAUAUCAUAUUGGUUAUUUUGGACAAUUCCCUGCAACUGUAGCAAUUUAUCAUGGUGAUGGUACAGUUGUUAUUACACAUGGCGGCAUAGAAAUGGGUCAGGGCAUGAACACAAAAAUUGCUCAAGUAGCAAGUCACACAUUGGACAUUCCUCUAGAGUUAAUUCGAAUUGAGGGCAGUAAUAGCAUUAACGGCGCUAAUUCAAUGGUAACAGGAGGUUCAAUUGGUAGUGAAACUGUUUGCUUUGCUGUGCGCAAAUGUUGCAAUGCGUUGAAUGAACUUCUCAAACCUAUUAAGGAAGAACUAAAAGAUCCUAAUUGGAAGAGUAUAAUAAAUGAAGCUCAUAAUCGUAAUUUAAAUUUAAUAGCAAGUGAUGGCUGUAAAACUGGUGAAAUGGACCCAUAUACUGUGUGUUCACUUGGUCUCACUGAAGUUGAACUAGAUGUCUUAACAGGAAAUUAUCUCGUCAAACGCGUAGACAUAUUGCAGGAUGCUGGAGAAAGUUUAAAUCCAAAUGUUGAUGUUGGACAGGUAGAAGGCGCAUUUGUAAUGGGUUUAGGCUACUGGACAACCGAACUCUGUGUCACAGACAAAACCACUGGAGAACUUAAAACAAAUCGUACAUGGAACUACAAACCACCUGGAGCUAAAGAUAUUCCAAUAGAUUUUCGUAUUGAACUUUUGGCACAAAGUCCAAAUCCGGCAGGUUUUAUGAGAUCAAAAGCAACUGGAGAACCUUCCAUAUGCUUGCCAGUUAAUGUAGCUUUUGCUCUACAACAGGCAAUGCAAUCAGCACGAGAUGAUGCUGAAUUGCCGAAGAAAUGGAUAACUUUAAGAGCCCCUAUGACACCCGAUUAUAUUCUUUUAAAUUGUGGAACGGAUGUCACCAUGAUGACUCUAGCAAACAAGUACUAAACUGUAGAAGUACUAAACUUUUAUUCGAUAUUAAAUGUAUUAAAUGUAUGCAUUUUAAAUUAUAAAUGUAUUUUAAUCGUUGUUAACUUUUUAUGUUAAAUAAAAAUCAAUUAACAAGUU
This is a messenger RNA of Lucilia cuprina (Australian sheep blowfly), 4110 nucleotides long. Its product is annotated as indole-3-acetaldehyde oxidase-like. The transcript is spliced from 7 exons. Gene Ontology annotation, molecular function: 2 iron, 2 sulfur cluster binding; oxidoreductase activity; FAD binding. The coding region runs from base 187 to 3990 and encodes 1267 amino acids. Lineage: Eukaryota; Metazoa; Arthropoda; Insecta; Diptera; Calliphoridae. The record is from RefSeq and is a predicted model, not a curated record.